UAACCUCUCUUAGAUGAUUGCCCAGUUCAUAUGUUUACAAUCCAAGUAAUACAACCCUCAAAAUCACCAACAUAUACUCAGGCUGCUCAGCAGCACCUAUAACAUUAGCAAUAUCUAUUAUUUAAAUUAGAGGAUCUAUAAACUAAGGAUGUCUGCUUUACAGGUCAUUGCAUCCAGCCAAAAUUCCGUUUCAAGCCACAGAAAGUUGUGCAACAAAUUGUUCGCUUUACGGCUGCAAGAUACCUUUUUACAGGAUAUUUUUCAAUCUAUAAAUAUUGUUUUAACAAUAAAAAAAGGAAAUACCAAUGCUGAUCGCGUGCUUCGGUUUAUAGUCACGUUCAUUAACUAUCUUCAACAGAAGGAUCCUGAGACUGACAUUGCUCAACCAGUUCUGAAACAUGUGCUAAAAGGAUUGGAUGCGAAAGAUAAAACGGUAAGAUUUCGUAGCUGUCAGGUUGUAGCCAGAGUCAUCAAUUCCGUGAAAGAAAUUGAUGAUGACAUCUAUAGCAUACUUCGUGAGAAAUUACUCGACCGUGUAGUAGACAGAGAAGCAUUUGUCAGAUUGGAGGCUGUCAUUGCACUCUCUCGUCUUCAAGAAGAUACACAAGAGGAGGAAAACGAUGUUCGUAACAUGCUGUUAUUUUUAUUACAAAAUGAUCCCAGCCCUGAUGUUCGAAGAGCUGUUUUACUGAAUAUUGAAGUAAGUAAAGCUACUUUACCAUUUAUUCUUGAGCGUGCCAGAGAUGUUGAUGCCACUAAUCGAAAGUGCGUCUACUCUAAAGUCAUUCCUAAAAUUGGUGACUUUCGGUAUCUCAGUAUCAAAAAACGAGUUCGUAUUUUAAAAUGGGGUAUGAAUGAUAGAGACGAUAGUGUUCAACAGGCAGCCGCCAAUAUGCUUGCCUAUCAGUGGAUUGAAAGCGCAGAUAAUAAUUUGCUGGAAUUGUUAGAGCGUUUGGAUGUCGUCCAAAAUUCAGAAGUUGCUAAUUUAGCAAUAAAAUGUUUUUUUACAACUCGUCUGGAAACGCUCACCGAAAUUGAAUUUCCGGAUCAAUUUUGGUUAGAAUUAACGGCAGAGUCUGCUCUUCUUGCCAGAUCUUUUAGUGAGGUUUGUGCUGAAAAAAACUUUGGAGAACUUGCAGAAAAAAUACCUGAAGUAAGUCAAUUGACUUUUUUUAUUGAAAAACAAUACGUCGCUUUGCGAGACAGAUCUACAUACGAGGAGGCUUCAUUUAUCAUUGAACAGUUGCUGCUUAUUGCUUUGAAUCAAGAUAUGGCUGAUGAAAUCGGAAGACGUAAAUUAUUAAAAAGUUUAACUAAUAGUCUUUCCACUUCGUUGCUUAGUGAAAAUUUAAUAUCUCUUCACGUGGAAUUACUAAAAAAACUCUGUUCUACCGAAACCGAUUUUUGCUCACUACUGGUGGAAAUUAUUACCGAUAUGUUCGAACAGGGGCAUCUUGAUCCUACUAAGGAAUCACUUGAGGAGGCUCCGCCUCAAUCAUCUCAGGAAAAAGAAAAAGAUACUGCUUCUUCUCCAUCACCGUCCAACAUGGAAGAAGAUGGGGCUAAUGAGGAAACUGAAGAAUAUAAGGAGGCAUUUAAUGAAAUUAGGUGCCUUUCUUAUGUGCAAGCUUUAUUCGAAAAUAUAUCUUCUCCACUAAAUGAAAACCUGUAUGUCGUCGAUUUAUUGAAGUCUUUAAUUAUUCCUGCUGUAAAGUCGCACGACCUCCCGAUUCGCGAAAAAGGUCUGGAGUGUUUGAGUUUAGUUUGUCUCCUAAAUAGCGAUUUGGCUUAUGAAAAUAUUGCAUUAUAUUUACACUGUUUUGAAAAAGGAACAGACAAUUUAAAAAUAAUCGCUCUUCGAACCCUAACUGAUAUCUUUCUUCAACAUGGCAAGGAGCGCUUUUCCGCUUUUGAUGAGCAGUUUUCGUCCUUGCUUCUUGAAAGUCUUUUUAAUAUUGACGAACCUGAAUUGCAAACCCUUAGUGCUGAAGCAAUCGCGAAGCUCUUGGUGAUUGUUCAUUAUAGAGACGAGGUGUUCCUUAAACCUUUAAUAAUUCAGUAUUUUGAACCAAAUACCGUUGAAAACUAUGCUUUGCGUCAGGUGUUGGGUUACUUCUUUCCAGUAUAUGUAUAUGGAUUACCUGAAAAUCAGUGGAAAGUUGUAGAGGUAUUUUGCGAUACUCUAUUGAAUUUACUAGAAGUGUACCGUGAUAUAGAUGAAGAUGAUCUUCAAUUGUCAACUUCCCAAAUUGCUUUGCAAAUGCUUGACUGGACGGAUAAUGAGAAACUCUUUGAGAAGAAAGUUAAUAGUGAAUCCUCUACGGCAAAUCAAAAGAUUCAUUUACAAUUGGCGAACAAUAUAUUUGAAAGCUUGCCUCGUGCAUCCGAAGGAAAGGAACGAAAACUUAUAGUUUCUUUGCUUGGGAAGCUAAACAUUCCUGACACUUUGCCUUCUGAGGACUUCAGCAAAUCGAUUAGGAAAUUACAAACAUUCGAGAACUAUGGCUUGACGCUAGAUUCCUCUAGCAUGAAUAUCUUAUCAAAGUUUGAUACAAUGUUAAGAAAUAAAGAGGAAGCGGCGCGUGAAAGAGAAGAACAGGAAGAAAAGAGCGACGAAGAUGAAGAACAACCAGAAGAGGUGAACGAAUGUAAAGAAACUGAAGAGAAGGAAGAAGAACCUGCUCCUAACAAUGACUUUAAUCAUGAAAAAAUAAGUCAGGAUCACUCAAUGACAAUUGAUAGUGAUGAAGAUAUAAACGUUAAACAGGAAGAGGAUUAAUACACAACCAUCUAAGAAGUUUUACAGCUUAGAUUACAAGUAAGUUCGCUCUGUUAUUUAUUGUUUAAUUAAAUUUUUGGGUUAUUGUUUAUCUAUAAAAGUACUUUUCGAAAAAAAAUCCAAUUCAUGUUUUAUGUGUGAA
Messenger RNA from Schizosaccharomyces octosporus yFS286, 2921 nucleotides. RefSeq names its product condensin complex non-SMC subunit Cnd3. The record is from RefSeq and is a predicted model, not a curated record. NCBI's taxonomy places the organism in Eukaryota, Fungi, Ascomycota, Schizosaccharomycetes, Schizosaccharomycetales, Schizosaccharomycetaceae. Gene Ontology annotation, cellular component: condensin complex; condensed chromosome. Bases 149 to 2779 code for a protein of 876 amino acids. Gene Ontology annotation, biological process: mitotic chromosome condensation. The transcript has 5 exons.